AUGGAGGCACUGAACAUCGACGUCCGUGUGCGAAGGGGUGGCCAGCUGCUGUACACGGCGACCACCUGGGCCGGGUAUAUUGGUCUACUCACUGCCCAGCGCCCUGGCCACUACGCCGUGGCCGUCAACUUUCGGGAGCAGGGUGAAGGGACGGAGUGUCGUCAAGAGCUCCCGCUGCCCGUGGGUCUUGCUGUGAGGCUGGCCAUGGAACGCAGCCGCUCCUACAACGACUUCGUCGAGUUUGUUGCAUCGGUUCCGUCCAUGGCGCCCUUCUACUGCCUGGUGGUCUCUGCCUCUGGCGAAGCUGUCCAAGUCACGCGGAACGCGCCGUGUGGUGAGGUGGGCAGGCGGGAGCUGGAGGAGGAAGGCGCGUACAUCGUCCAAGCUAACAUGGACUACUGGGACACAGACCCGGCCAACGAUACCCAACAGUCCCUGGUACGCUGCCAGCUGGCCGAGACCAUGCUGCAAGCUGCGGCUAAGAAGGGCGUCAUCGAGGAGAGCGACCUCUGGAUGGUUCUCUGGAAGGAUCCCAUCUUCGAGAGGGGCGUCACGCUGUACAGCAGCGUCAUGAACCCGGCCCGUGGUACCUUCCACUCCCUCUCCGAACCUCCUGAAGACGAUCCCGGCCCCCAGCGCGCCGCUGGCAAGCGGAGGAAGAGCCGAAAGUGA
Molecule: messenger RNA, 672 nt
Organism: Symbiodinium natans
Lineage: Eukaryota; Dinophyceae; Suessiales; Symbiodiniaceae
Source: the annotation of a GenBank genome assembly